AUGCCGCCGCCAAUGGACCACGACCGCGCUAGCGAAAGCUCGAGCAUCUCCAGCGCGCCAUCAUCCCCCGCAAACCCUUCAAUCGAUGAAAUCGCUGUCGCCCAACGCUAUCCCCAAUCGGGUAAUCUCGCUUCUGGUGGAGGUGUAGUUCGUUCGACUUCGGCUUCUUCCGCACAGCCUUCUGCUGCACAGACUGCCAGUGGCUCAACAGAUGCACCGGCCAAGGUACGGAAGCAGAGAAAGCCUCGAGAACCAAAAGCACCCGGCGAUGAGAAGCCAAAGGAGAAGAAGCCCCGCAAGCCGCGAGAGCCCAAGGUCAAGAAGGAGGGCGAGGCCGCUCCCGCUCCACGAAAGAGGCAGAAGACUGAAGACAAGUCGACUCCCGUUCUUGCUGAUGCGUCCGCCCGGCCACGCCAGUCGACCCUCACCGAGAUGGUGAAUCAGUUUCAAGCACCUGCACAGCCAGCAAGCGCGACUGCACCUCAACCGCCAUCGCAAUUACGACACACAAUACCAGCACAACCGCGACCACAACAUCCACCAACCUCGGACAUUGGCAUGAUACGGAGCGGUGUGCCACCACACACGCAAAUGCAUACUUCAAAUCCACCAACACCGCGUCCAUACUCGAGCGGCCAGAAUUACGACCCCAUCAGAGGUGCUAUUGACUCAGCUCCACCACGGACAUCUGCAGUGACAAACGGCAUUCACUCGGCACAGCAUUCGCCACACAUCAAUCGAGCAUCCGCAUCGCCAUCGAUCAUCAGCCUUAUUGACCCACCACCAGCCACAAACACUUCCGUACCUUCAAUGGCAUACUCUCCGCAAACAACCCUGCAACAACCUUAUCAACCACAACCACCGCCGUUCGUCAACCAUCAACAACACUCGCCAACACCGCCACGAGCAGCGCCUAGUGCACUGCCGCACGCAGCUGUGCAAUCUAGUCCAGCGCCAAAGUCGAUACCAACAAUGGACGGAGCAAUGGAUAUAGAUGGACCGUCUUGUGCGCCGAUGAAACCACCGGAGGUCAAGGUGCAAUCCAAGUCAUCCUCUUCGGCGCCCACACCUAAGCCAACACAGGCCAAAGUACAUUCCUCACCAAAAGCAGCUGGAAGUGGACUGCUAUCAAGCAGUGACCUGUUUGGAGGACCCUCAUCCGGCCAAGACCUCGAGCGCAAGGGGAUUGACAUUGAGAUUCGCAUUACGCUGGAUCCUACUGGUGGCAACACUGUCAACAUGGCUCAAGAGAUUGCUAAGAAGUAUGGUCGUGAUGCAAUCAACCCUCGCGCAGCAGCACAUCGACGACAGCUCCUGGAAGUUGCCGCAGCCGCCAACAAGAUUGAGGGUGGGUCUGCUGACGACAUGUCUGUGGAUCUCAUGUCUGAAGCAGACGGAGACAGUAACGUAGAGAUGGGAGGUAUGGAAGACGACGGCCUCGAGGGACAGACCACGGCCGAAGGCAAGCCCCGCAAGCGUAGGAAGAAGGUGGAGGAGUACGACAAGGAAGACGACUUCAUCGAUGACACAGAACUUGCUUGGCAGGAGCAGGCGGCGGUCGCUAAAGACGGCUUCUUCGUCUACUCUGGACCUCUCGUCCCAGAAGGACAAAACGCACAAGUCGAGUCUUCGACAUCGACCCGUGGCUCCAGAGGUGGUCGAGGACGUGGCAGAGGUCGCGCUGCUGUCACAGCGGGCACUACUCACGCGUCCCUCGGCGCCGAGAAGAAGGACCCGAAUGCGCCCACUACUCGAGGUCGUGGUCGGGGCCGCGGUACUGGAGCGCCCAGAAAGCCACGCAUUACUAAGGCUGAUCGGGAGAGGAUGGAGGCUGAGAAGAUGGACCGUGAGAGGAUGGGAAGUGGUGCUCCACCGAGUCUUGCCCCGAGUAACAGCAACCCGAGCAUGACGACGACCACAACUACACAUCAGCCUCCACCUCCUCCGCCGCCACAGCAGACACUGUACAGCAACGCUCCAGAUUCUGCGCAGCAGGGUGUGAGGGUCUAG
Fulvia fulva is the source of this 2010-nucleotide messenger RNA. RefSeq names its product Histone promoter control protein 2. The transcript has a single exon. The record is from RefSeq and is a predicted model, not a curated record. The coding region runs from base 1 to 2010 and encodes 669 amino acids. Lineage: Eukaryota; Fungi; Ascomycota; Dothideomycetes; Mycosphaerellales; Mycosphaerellaceae.